Molecule: messenger RNA, 483 nt
Organism: Selaginella moellendorffii
Lineage: Eukaryota; Viridiplantae; Streptophyta; Lycopodiopsida; Selaginellales; Selaginellaceae
Exons: 2
Coding region: 20-406 (128 amino acids)
Source: RefSeq, a predicted model, not a curated record
GCGAAGGGAGGGAGGUAGGAUGGAAGCAGACGCGCAACAAGAAGUGACAAUGAUAAGCUAUCGGAAUCGCCACAAGUCGAGCUUGAGAAGAAUGGAGUUUCGAUGGAGAGCGUGGUGGCCCAAAGGUCUGUUCCCGUGCUCUUGGAAGAAGAAAAUCCGCGCCAAGUUCACUCGUUUCAAGUCGAGGGAAUCGCCACCGGCAGCAGCAGCAGCAGCAGUAAAACCGGGAGAGGAGAUCAAGCGAUCAAGCAGCACUUCUUCGCGUUCGAGGAAACUCACCAGAGUAAACUCAUGUGGUGCUGCGUACGUUGGAAUUUACAACGAGCCUGGCGCUGAUUCCCGGAGCAUACCUUACUCUCGCAUCCAGUGUCCUCAGUUUGUGCGAGAGCUCACGUAUGCUUCCUGAAGAUCUUCGCUACAAUCAUGAAUGUCUGAAUAAACAAGAUCACCUGGAUCUUUUGUCGCCCCGAAUUUUUAUGAGCA